This is a messenger RNA of Euleptes europaea (tarantolino), 2068 nucleotides long. It is a transcript of the gene MPP7, whose product is annotated as MAGUK p55 scaffold protein 7. Gene Ontology annotation, biological process: protein localization to adherens junction. Lineage: Eukaryota; Metazoa; Chordata; Lepidosauria; Squamata; Sphaerodactylidae. Gene Ontology annotation, cellular component: cell-cell junction; plasma membrane. The record is from RefSeq and is a predicted model, not a curated record. Gene Ontology annotation, molecular function: protein binding. The transcript has 16 exons. Bases 90 to 1820 code for a protein of 576 amino acids.
GCCAGAAGCAGUGUGUUGAAGUUAACCGUCACCUUCUCUCUGGACUUCUGUUCUAGCACAUGUGUGUGCUGUGUUCUGCUAACUAAACCAUGCCAGCUUUGUCAACUGGAUCUGGAGGUGACACAGGUUUGUAUGAGCUGCUGGCUUCUCUGCCAGCCCAGCUGCAGCCACAUGUGAACAGCCAGGAAGACCUGACCUUCCUCUGGGAUAUGUUUGGUGAAAAAAGCCUUCAUUCACUGGUAAAGAUUCACGAAAAAUUACACUACUAUGAAAAACAGAGCCCUGUCCCAAUGUUGCAUGGUGCAUCAGCUUUGGCAGACGAUCUGACUGAGGAGCUGCAGAGAAAACCACUAAACAGUGAGAUCAGAGAAUUGUUGAAACUACUGUCAAAACCCAAUCUGAAGGCUUUGCUUUCUGUGCAUGACACUGUUGCUCAAAAAAGCUAUGAUCCAGUAUUGCCUCCCAUGCCCGAUGACAUUGACGAAGAAGAAGACUCUGUAAAAAUCAUCCGGCUUGUCAAAAACAGAGAACCACUGGGGGCUACUAUUAAAAGAGAUGAGCACACCGGAGCGGUUGUUGUGGCUCGGAUAAUGCAUGGAGGAGCUGCAGACAGAAGUGGUCUCAUUCAUGUUGGUGAUGUACUUAAAGAAGUCAAUGGAAUUCCUGUGGGUGAUAAAAAACCAGAAGAAAUUAUACAAAUUCUGUCCCAGUCUCAAGGUGCCAUUACGUUUAAAAUUAUACCUAGUAUCAAAGAAGAUAACCCAGCUAAAGAAGGCAAGAUUUUUAUGAAAGCUCUGUUUGACUAUGAACCCAGUGAGGAUAAAGCAAUCCCCUGUAAAGAAGCUGGACUUCCUUUCAGAAAAGGUGAUAUUCUUCAGAUCAUGAGCCAGGAUGAUGCAACCUGGUGGCAAGCCAAGCUUGAAGGUGAUGCCAAUCCCAGAGCAGGCCUAAUUCCUUCAAAACAUUUCCAGGAAAGGAGACUUGCAUUGAGAAGAUCUGAUGUACAGGUUCAGCCACUGAAAAUUUCCAAUCGAAAAGCAUCUGGUUUUAGGAGAAGCUUUCGUCUGAGCAGAAAAGACCGAAAAACAAACAAGACAAUGUAUGAAUGCAAGAAGAGCGAUCAAUACGAUACAGCAGAUGUCCCAACCUAUGAGGAAGUAGCAAAAUAUAGUCGACAGCCUAAUGAGAAAUACAGACUUGUUGUCUUGGUUGGUCCUGUGGGUGUAGGACUGAAUGAACUUAAACGGAAAUUGUUGAUCAGUGAUACCCAGCAUUAUGGCGUAACUGUGCCACACACCACAAGAGCGCGGAGGAGCCAAGAAAGUGACGGCGUUGAGUACACUUUUAUUUCCAAGCACUUGUUUGAGACAGACGUGCAGAAUAACAAAUUUAUUGAAUAUGGGGAAUAUAAGAACAAUUACUAUGGUACCAGCGUUGACUCUGUUCGAUCUGUUCUGGCUAAAAAUAAAGUCUGUUUGUUGGAUGUCCAGCCUCAUACAGUGAAGCAUUUAAGGACAUCAGAGUUUAAACCAUAUGUCAUAUUUAUAAAGCCUCCAUCAAUUGAGCGUUUGCGAGAGACCAGAAAAAAUGCCAAGAUAAUUUCCAGCAAAGAUGAAAAGGGUGCUGCCAAACCUUUUUCAGAAGAAGACUUUCAAGAGAUGAUUAAAUCAGGACAAAUAAUGGAGAUCCAGUAUGGGCAUCUCUUUGACAAAGUUAUAGUAAAUGAUGAUCUAACUACAGCAUACAAUGAGCUGAAAACCACCUUUGACAAAUUGGAAAGAGAGACUUUCUGGGUUCCAGUCAGUUGGGUGCAUUCUUAGCACCGUAAACAAAUAAAAAGAUUUCCUGGAACUUUAUAAAGGGUGUUUAGGUGCACCUAAAAUGCCAUUCGGUUGGUGGGAAGCUUUUCUUGCUUUGGCACAUUGAUGAUUUCACAAACUUUGUGCAGUGGAAUGUUGAUCUUUCCUUUGUGUGAGCCUUCCUGUUUGAAAAUAGGAUCUAGGGGGCAGAGGACAACAAUGAAGCCUUAUUUUACUUGAUUCAAAUCACCACUUUUUAAAACAAAACA